CCAAAAGUGACGUUAUUUCUACUUUAAAAGAAUAUAAAAUUUCAAAGAUGAGAAAUCCCAGUCCUUUUUAUUCUGAUCACAGGGAUGUGGGUGAUAAAGUAGAAAUUGGUCAAAUUCUACUAAAGGUUAUAAGUAAAUUGUCUCGAGAUCAGAAACCAUUCGAAAAAGUUUUGCAUACUACUAGUAUAGAAGAGUGGCGGCAGUUAUUAUUUUUACAAACCAAUGAGAUGUCUCAAGAAGCGACGAAACCAGAAGUCCUGAAAACGUUAUUAGCCGGAAGUAGAAAGUGUGUUUUGGAACCAGUGAUUAGACCUCCAACUAGGAAAAGAGUUAAGGAAUGGUUAUUGAAAAAUGUUUCAAUCAAAUCUGAAGAAAAUCACAUAGAUCAAGAUGACAUAAAUAAAAAUAUCGACGAAUUGGAAAAUUCUCAAGCUUUGGGCUUGAAUGAAGAAGAAAUCAAUAGUAGUUUAAGUCUUGAAGCUAGUGAUAAGGUAAAACCAAACACCAAUGAUACAUUGCAAGUGACUAUGCAUCCUGAUGGAUCUUUUCUGUGCUUCGGAAAUGUUGAUAAUAAGCAAGAUACAACUAGUUCAAUCGAAUCAUCAACAGUUGAAGUAAAUUUCCUUACACUGAUGUUGGUGGAAGUACACACAUCUGUUAGAGGGGAUUAUAAUCCGGAUCCCGCAUUGGACCCCAUAAAAGCAAUAUUUUACACGGUGACAAACGACUGCCCCGAAAAUCAUUUCCUAACAAAAUCUUAUACGGAAAUUUUAGUAAUCGAUGCAACGAGUUUACCGAAAUACUUAGAUAGGUGCAUUUUCGAUUGUCACGUAACAUACGUGCCUAGCGAAAUGGAAAUCAUAGAAAAGUUAAUCGAAAUAGUUAAUAAGCAUAACCCUGAUAUUAUGUGUGGGUAUGAAAUAGAAAUGAACUCGUGGGGCUACAUUUUCGAAAGAGCCCAAGUGUUAGUUGAUAUUAUAAAAGACAUAUCUCGGAUAACAGAAAAAAAUAGACAAAAACGAUGGAGAAGCGAUGAUAAAGAUUUGGAAGGGAAGAUUAUUGGACGAGUUAUAUUUAACGUGUGGCGCCUAUUCCGACAUGAAUUAGCGUUAUCAAGCUACAGUUUCGAGAACUGUAUGUACGAGAUAUAAGAGAGAGUCCCUACUUACAGUUAUGCUCAAUUAUCAGAGUGGUGGAGUGAUGAGUCGAAGAUAUUUCGGUGGAUUCCCGUGGAGUAUUACCUUACGAGAUUAUCUGGCACUGUUAGAAUGUUGGAAAAAUUAGAUAUUAUAAACAGAACAUCAGAACUCGCGAGACUGUUCGGUCUUCAAUGGUGGGAGGUACUGUCCAGAGGGUCGCAGUUCCGUGUGGAAUCUUUGAUGCUUCGUGCUGCCAGACCGCUAAAUCUAGUGGCACUCUCGCCAACCGUCAAACAGAGGGCGGCUAUGCGGGCGCCUGAAUGCCUGCCCCUCAUAUUUGAACCUGAAUCAAGAUUCUACUCAGAUCCAGUUAUAGUGUUAGACUUUCAAAGCCUCUAUCCGUCAAUGAUGAUAGCUUAUAAUUAUUGUUCAACUUGCAUUGGCCGAGUUCAGAACAUUGAUGGAAAUUCCGCCUACGAGUUCGGAGCUUGGCGACUACGAAUACCCCAAUCGAAAUUAGAAACUCUGGUAAAGAAGGGCUUGGUGCAUUGGUCACCGGUCGGUGUGGGCUUCGUAAAACCUUCCGUCCGUCAUGGAGUUUUGCCGGCGCUCCUGCGCAGGAUCCUCGCGGCAAGACAAGCUGUUAAGAAGAACAUGAAACUACAGACCGACGAAACAGUGAAGAAAGCAAUGCAUUCCAGGCAGUUAGGUCUGAAGUUAAUUGCGAACGUGACGUACGGCUACACGGCGGCCAACUUCAGCGGGCGCAUGCCGUGCGUCGAAGUGGGGGACAGCGUCGUCGCAAAGCAGGAGACGCUGGAACGCGCCAUCAAAUUAGUACAGAACUCACAUUGGAAUGCUAAGGUAGUGUACGGAGACACUGAUUCUAUGUUCGUGUUGGUCCCGGGCGGCACGAGAGCGGAAGCCUUCGAAAUCGGCCAACAGAUAGCAGACGCCGUCACCGCCGAUAAUCCCUCGCCAGUUGCACUCAAACUGGAAAAGGUUUAUCAGCCGUGCAUUUUACAAACAAAGAAGCGUUAUGUGGGUUACAUGUACGAAAGUGCACAACAAGAAACGCCCGUGUAUGAAGCAAAGGGCAUAGAAACUGUGCGGAGAGACGGUUGUCCUGCUGGUGUGAAGUUGCUGCAGCAGUCGCUGUGCGAGUUGUUCUCCCGCGGCGACGUGUCGGCGGUGAAGCGGCGCACGCAGGCGCUGCUGGCGCGCCUGGCCGACGGCUCGCUGCCGCCCCACCAGCUGCUCUUCACGCGCGAGUACCACGGCGCCGCCGGCUACCGGCCCGGCGCCGCCGCACCGCCCAACGAAAUAGCCAAACGCAUAGCUAGCCGCGACGUGCGCGCGGUGCCCCGCGCAGGCUGGCGCGUGUCGUGGGCGGUGGCGGCGGGCGCGCCGGGCGCGGCGCUGGUGCGGCGCGCGCGCACGCCGCGCGAGCUGCUGCGCGAGCCGGCCGCGCGGCCGCACGUCGCCUACUACGCCACGCGCGUGCUGCUGCCGCCGCUGCACCGCUGCCUCUCGCUCCUCGGCGUCGAUGUCUUCAAAUGGUGGAGUGAGCUCGGGUAUUGCAAAAUUGCGCAGCAAGCUGAAUUGGUACACACGGGUGGCAUCGCGCGCUACAUGUCUCGCGAGCGGUGCGCGGUGUGUGGCGCGCGAGUGGCGGGGGGGGCGGGCGCCGUAUGCGCACAAUGUGCGCACACGCAGCGCGCUGCCGCUAUGCUCAGCUCUAGGCUGGCUUCCGCCGGUGCGGAAGUCUCCUAUUGUAACAAAAUCUGCGAAUCUUGUUGUGGACAUAGUCAAGUAAUGAAAUGCGAAAAUACAGAAUGCCCCGUGUUAUGGAGACGCAUUAGUGCACGUCAGAGAUUGAACCAAACGCAAGAACUUUUAACACAUUUACCAUCUAACCAGAAUUGAAAUCAAGUCGCAAUAAAAAUUCGGUCAUUUUGUUUGAAUACAUAUAAUAUGUGCAUACCUAACCAAAAAAUAAAUGAAAUAUGUUUA
Messenger RNA from Manduca sexta (tobacco hornworm), 3152 nucleotides. Its product is annotated as DNA polymerase zeta catalytic subunit-like. Gene Ontology annotation, molecular function: DNA binding; DNA-directed DNA polymerase activity; nucleotide binding. Gene Ontology annotation, biological process: double-strand break repair via homologous recombination; error-prone translesion synthesis. Gene Ontology annotation, cellular component: zeta DNA polymerase complex; nucleus. NCBI's taxonomy places the organism in Eukaryota, Metazoa, Arthropoda, Insecta, Lepidoptera, Sphingidae. The record is from RefSeq and is a predicted model, not a curated record.